Fukomys damarensis (Damara mole-rat) is the source of this 1773-nucleotide messenger RNA. It is a transcript of the gene Gpr18, whose product is annotated as G protein-coupled receptor 18. Gene Ontology annotation, biological process: positive regulation of Rho protein signal transduction; phospholipase C-activating G protein-coupled receptor signaling pathway. Bases 630 to 1637 code for a protein of 335 amino acids. Lineage: Eukaryota; Metazoa; Chordata; Mammalia; Rodentia; Bathyergidae. The record is from RefSeq and is a predicted model, not a curated record. Gene Ontology annotation, cellular component: membrane. Gene Ontology annotation, molecular function: G protein-coupled receptor activity. The transcript has 3 exons.
AGGGAGGGAAGACAGAGGAAGAGGGAGAAGCAAGACGUGCUUGAUACAGAAACUGGAGCUGUCGUGCAUUGGUGGGAAUGUGAAAUGGUUCAGCUGCUAUGAAAAACAGUAUCAUGAGUCUUCAAAGAUUAAAACCAGAAUUACCACAUGGUCCAGCAAUUCCACUUUUGAUAUAAACCCCCAAAAUCGGAAGCUGGGUCCCAGAGAGGUGCACAUGUUCAUAGCAGCACUACUCACAAAAACCAACCCAGAUGUCCUUGGAUCAACAAAAUGUGGUCCGUACAUACAGUGAAUAGUAUUCAUGCUGAAAAAGGGAGAUUCUGACAUAUGAUGUAACAUGCAUGGACUCAGGAUUUUAGGCUAGGUGCAAUAAAACAUCACAAAAGGACAAAUCCUGCGUGACUCCACCUUUAUGAGGAGCUGAAAUGGUCACAUUUGUGAGGACGAGGCCAGAGAAACAGAAGGGGAAGAAGGCACAGUUGUUCCAUGGGUCCAGCUUUUCAGUUUGCGGAGACCAAAGAGGUUCUGGAGAUCGCUGCAGAACAAACUGGAGAUACCAGAAAAUGCUCACUUCUACAACAGCCCUCUGACCAGCAGGAGUUUCUACGUAUAAUGCCUAUCAUCAAGCUAUGAUUACCCCAAGCAACCAAGACCAACCUGGCCCUUCCAAUAGCUCACAUCCAGAUGAAUACAAAGUUGCAGCCCUUGUAUUCUACAGCUGUAUCUUCAUAAUCGGAAUAUUUGUUAAUGUCACUGCAUUAUGGGUUUUCAGUUGUACCACCAAGAAGAGAACCACCGUAACCAUCUAUAUGAUGAAUGUGGCACUACUGGACUUAAUAUUUAUAAUGAGUCUGCCCUUUAGAAUGUUUUACUAUGCAAAAGGUGAAUGGCCAUUCGGAGAAUACUUCUGCCACAUUCUUGGGGCUCUUGUGGUGUUUUACCCAAGCAUUGCUCUAUGGCUUUUUGCUUUUAUUAGCGCAGACAGAUACAUGGCAAUUGUGCAGCCAAAAUAUGCCAAAGAACUGAAAAACACAUGCAAAGCUGUGUUCGCAUGUGUAGGAGUCUGGAUAAUGACCUUGACAACCACUGUCCCUCUGCUACUGCUCUAUGAUGACCCAGACAGAGCCUCCUCCCCAGCUACCUGCCUGAAGAUCUCUGAUAUCAUCCACUUAAAAGCUGCCAAUGUGCUGAACUUCACGCGACUGGUAUUUUUUUUCUUGGUCCCUUUGUUCAUCAUGAUUGGAUGCUACUUGGUCAUUAUUCACAGUCUCCUCCAUGGCAGAACGUCUAAGCUGAAGCCCAAGGUCAAGGAGAAGUCCAUCAGGAUCAUCAUCACUCUCGUGCUACAGGUGCUCAUCUGCUUCACGCCUUUCCACACCUGUUUCGCCCUCCUGAUGCUAGACGGGGAAGACAACAGCUACAAUCCCUGGGGAGCCUUCACCACCUUCCUCAUGAACCUCAGCACCUGUCUCGAUGUGAUUCUCUACUACAUUGUUUCCAAACAAUUUCAGGCUCGAGUCAUCAGUGUCAUGCUAUACCGCAAUUACCUCCGCAGUGUGCGCAGAAAAAGUUUCCGAUCCAGUUUCCGGUCUGGCAGUUUACGGUCACUAAGCAACAUCAAUAGUGAAAUGUUAUGAACCGAAGGAAACUGUUUCUCUUCAAUCUCUUUAAAAUUCAUUUUUACAAAUAUUCUAGGGUUAAUGGAGAUUCUGCAUGAUAUUAUCAAGUUUAUCAAAUAAACUUCUAAAAACUCAUUAAAAAGAAAGCUUUUCA